CUAGCCAAAGCAACUCUGGCAAGAAUUAUUGUUUUUAAUCGCCGGCGUGCAGGAGAGGUGUCAAAAAUGCAGCUUAGAAGCUUUCAAGAAAGGGACAGCACUUCUCUUCACGAUGAUGUUGCCUUGGGCCUUAGCAGGUUUGAACAAAAACUCUGCAGCCAUUUCAGUAGAGUUGAGAUCAGGGGUAAAAGAGGAAGGAAGGUGGCCGUUCUUCUUUCACCUGAUAUGGUGGAUGCAUUGACGCUGCUGGUCAGAAGGAGAAGUGAGUGUGAGGUGCAGGACACCAACAGUUUCUUGUUUGCUCGACCUAACUGCCUAAGUCAUUACAGAGGCCAGGACUGUAUUAGGGUCUUUGCCAGUGAAUGUGGAGCUCAACAUCCAGAGUUUCUGCGAUCAACACACCUCCGGAAACAUGUGGCUACUCUCUCUCAAGUCCUCAACCUGAAAAACAAUGAAUUGGAUCAGGUUGCCGAUUUCUUAGGGCAUGAUAUCCGUGUACAUCGCGACUAUUACAGGCUGCCAGAAGCCACAACUCAACUGGCUAAGAUAUCGAAAUUACUGCUAGCUAUGGAAAAGGGCUGUCUUCCUGAUCUUCAGGGAAAGUCCCUUGACGACAUUGAGCUUGAAGAUGAGAUCAGUGUAAAUGAUUCUGAAGACAGUGGUCCCGAUGAAAGUGAUGCUGAAGAUGAUGUCCCUGCUGCUGCCUCCAGUCGUGUUGUUUCUGCUGCUGCCUCCAGUCGUGUUGUUUCUGCUGCUGGCUCCAGGCGUGUUGUUUCUGCUGCUGGCUCCAGUCAUGCUGCAGAUAUGCAGAUGCCCAUUGAAACGGCUGCUGAAGUUUGUCCAGAGAGUGAGACUGAAAUUGGGAACCCACGGAAAGGUCAAAAAGUGUGCUGGUCAACCGCUGAGGUUACGGCUGUGAUGAAACACUUCAAAUCACACAUAACUAAAGGAAAACUGGCCACAUUGACUGAAUGCCAGCAGUGUAAGACUGCUGAGGAUCCCAUUUUGGCAAGGCGCACUGCACAAAACAUUCGAGAUUUCGUACGAAAUCGCGGCAUUAGUUUGAAAAGAAAAACCCAAAUUAAGUGAUCGAUCCUUGUUAGUCGAUCAGUAUGCCAAUUAUUUGAAAGUGUAUUCUUGAUUUCUUUGUUGCUUUUCUUGACAGCUUCUAGAGUUUAUCUUCGUGAUAGUUCACCCAAAAGGGGAAAAUCUGUCAUUUACUCACCCUGUUGUCAUUUACCCUGUAUGGCUUCCUUCCUUCUGGAGAAGGCAAAGGAAGAUAUUUAGAAGAAUAUUUAAACAACGGAGGUACUUGUUGACUUGCAUUGGUUUGUGUUCAUUCAAUAGAGGUAAAGAGAUUCAUUUUCCAUUUUUUCUUCAGUUACUAACAUUCUUCAGAAUAUAUUCCUUUGUGUUCUGCAGAAGAAAGUCUGACAUACAGAGUUAAAAUGGUGACAGAAUUUCCAUUUUUGGGUGAACUGUCCUUUUACAGUUUUUUGAAACUAUGGUGAAUUUAAGUUUAGUGAGGGCAUCUUAUGUUUCAGUGCUUUGUCAUCUUCUCAGCGUGCCUUGUUUUCAAUGGGCUAUUUUGUUUAGAUUACAGUUUACUCUAUAUGGCUUUUGUUGCAACCUUGAGCCGGUUACUGGGCCCUUACACUUUCAAUGUUCAAAUACUUUACAAGUAAAAAUAUGUUAUAUGUGCAUUUUUUACUCAGUAAAUUGGCACAUCAUGCUUAAAGGGAUAGUUCCCCCAAAAAUGAAAAUUCUGUCAUAAUUAUCCUUGGUUACAAACAUUUCUCAAAA
Messenger RNA from Paramisgurnus dabryanus, 1803 nucleotides. NCBI's taxonomy places the organism in Eukaryota, Metazoa, Chordata, Actinopteri, Cypriniformes, Cobitidae. The record is from RefSeq and is a predicted model, not a curated record.